UCUACGGACUUUGUCGGUAGGUGUAGAGUUGCGAAGGAUUUUGUUUAUCCGUUCCAAGUCGACUGGACGGAACUCGCGAUGCGGUAUGUUUGCUUGCUUUCCACUGCCGUGUCUGGGAACACAAGCCAUCUCACACCGGUGCUCCUUUCCCCUUUCCUUGCACAGCGCUGAUUCACUUCAACAUGGCGACGUACGCCAGAGACGGAGACCCGGGUUGCGAUGCCACAAACUGGAACCAAAAAGCCCCGAACGCCACCGGGCCCACAAAGGAUCCCUCCACCUUUGCACCCUCCCUCCUCAACACCACCCAGUGGUUCGAUUCCAUCACGGCGCUCGGGGCGAACAUUGCCGUCCUGACGGCCAAGCACGGCUGUGGUUUUUUGCUCUGGCCCACCACCGCCGUGCUGCCGGUCGGCGAUGCGGGCAACGCGACGGGCAGCGAAACCUUCGUCCCCUAUGGAUACCACACCCGCUUCGACCUCCUGCGGCAAUUCGUAGACUCCGCAAAGGCCAGCGGCRUCGGGUAYGGCUUUUACUACAGCAUCAUGAAAAACUUUUUCCUCUGCCGGUCGUUCGAGGGAGAGAAUUCGUGCGGGAAGGCCGUCCUGGACGGCCAGCACAACGUCAGCGACGCUUCCUACCACACCAUCGUGGAGCACCACCUGACCGAGCUCUACACGUCCUACGGGCCCCUCACCGAGGUCUGGAUCGAUAGCCGCCUGCAGGGCUUUGGCCCCCUCCUCGACCGGCUGCAGCCGACCGCGGCCGGGGUCCCCUCCCACCCCCGGCAGUGGUGCGGGACCGAGUCGGGAUACCCGUCGCGGGACGUCGGGCCCGGGCCGGUCUGGCAGACCGGAACCGGCUUUCGCGGAAACGCCUCGUCCGGCCGGUGGGUCGACAAGUUCUGCGACCCGCAGCUCUUCGAGGACCACAUCUGGUUCUACGAGCCCGGCCGGGCCAUCAAGCCGCUGGCGGAGAUGAUCGCGAUCUACCACGACGUCGUCGGUCGGGGGAUGGUCAUGGAGCUGGCCUUUGCCAUCGGCCGGGACGGGCUGGUCCAGGAAAGCCACGAGCGCGGCUACCGGGCCCUGGGGGACUGGGUCCGCGGCUGCUACGGGACACCGCUGUGGUCCGUUUCGGACCGGGUCCCCGAGCGGGACCGAGGCGUGUACACGCUGGAACUGCCGGUACCGGAAGACGCAUUUGGCGGCGGUUCCGACUACCUGGAUUGGCGCUCGGUGCUGUCCCUCUUCGAUCGGAUCGUGCUGCGGGAGGACGUUUCGGUGGGCCAGCGGAUACGGAACUACACCGUUGCGCUGGUGGGGCAGCACCACCACCACCGCCACCAUCGAUACCCGUUCGAGGAUUCCGAACCCGUGGAGCUUGCCACGCUAGUUUCCGACGGGACCUCCGUGGGACGAAAGCGGAUCCACCUCCUGGACCAGUCGAGRCAUUCCUUCCCCCGCGUGGGGUUCCGGGCGAGCAACGCGAGCAUACUGCUGACGGUCACCCACGCGAUCGCCCCGCCCCACAUCGCCCUGUUUGGUGUGUACAAGCCGUGUUACCCCCACAACGAGCCAGGCCGGUCCGAGCAAAGCUAAAGAUCCGGAUGAGACGAAACGACACGAAACGAAACCAAAUUGCCUGUGGACCUGCGAGUGGAUCUCGAUUGGUGUCUUUUCGUGCACAUUGCAAUGUU
Molecule: messenger RNA, 1699 nt
Organism: Pseudo-nitzschia multistriata
Lineage: Eukaryota; Bacillariophyta; Bacillariophyceae; Bacillariales; Bacillariaceae
Source: the annotation of a GenBank genome assembly